AUGACUGCCUACAACAAGAACGACUGGGGUACUGCCAUGUGGGGUAUCGAUACUCAUCUCGCCAACGCCAGUUCUGAUGCGCCUCGCAGCGUAGGGAUCACCCUCGUCAAUAACACCAACCAAACACUAUACUGGGAUGACUCCGGACUGGAGCACGGUAGACGAAAGAUGACGGCACCUGAUGACAUUGCGCCUCGUACCAAAGGGCGUUGGAUGUUGGAAUCGCAUGGAUACCUGACUGGAUGCGAGGGCUGGAUGAACUGGAGGAUUGGCAGUGGUGGGCCAAAGGUCAAGCUGGAAUAUGAUGUCCCAUAUGCAGGGUCGAAUGAGUACGGAUACGAGGUGGAAUCGUCUAGUUAUACGAUUGAGAAGAGAGGUGGAGGCGGCAACCAUGCCAAUGUGGUUUUUGUUGUUUCUAACAAUUAG
Molecule: messenger RNA, 426 nt
Organism: Fusarium odoratissimum NRRL 54006
Lineage: Eukaryota; Fungi; Ascomycota; Sordariomycetes; Hypocreales; Nectriaceae
Exons: 1
Coding region: 1-426 (141 amino acids)
Source: RefSeq, a predicted model, not a curated record